AUGGAGUUUAACUAUUACAACACAACUGUCAUAGGUACUGUACAUGUAAGAAAGGUAAUGUUGCUGGUACCGGGUCCUGGUGCUAAUAGUGACCGCGCAUCACAAAACAGAGAAUUACUUAUUAGCGAAUUGUUGGGCAAACAAACAAUGUUACUCCCCUGGCAGGUCCUAUCGUCGUCGUCAUCAGCCUAUAUACUAUUCUCUGCACAACUGGAUUCUCCUUGUGCACUGUGCACUGUGCACGGGGCAAGGAGGAUCAUUUAUUACAGAGGACUCAGUACUCCGCCUCCGUCGGACGUAAUCCGUCCUCCAUACUCCAUACAGAUACUAGUCAAGCUCUACGGCGUUCGGCGAAUAUUCUAUUAUACCCAGACUUUACCGGGAGAAGAAGUCGCAUACUAA
This is a messenger RNA of Rasamsonia emersonii CBS 393.64, 402 nucleotides long. RefSeq lists its product as uncharacterized. The record is from RefSeq and is a predicted model, not a curated record. The transcript is spliced from 6 exons. Bases 1 to 402 code for a protein of 133 amino acids. NCBI's taxonomy places the organism in Eukaryota, Fungi, Ascomycota, Eurotiomycetes, Eurotiales, Trichocomaceae.